AUGCACCAUGAUCAAGCUGUCAACUUUUUGAUGCAAUGGAAGGAGGGCACCAAAAAUACUCAUGUACUCGGUGCCUCACCCGUACCCCAAUCUGACUAUAUUCUUGAGCCCCGACACCAUCCUCCUCAGUCGCAUGACGUUAUCUGCAGAAGUACUCAGAGGCUUCAAUACCCCACCUAUGAGGUUCGCAGUACAAGCGGGCAGCAAAAUGGGUACAACUCUCCUAUCAGCCCAUUUUUACAGCAGUAUAAUCUCAAACAGGCAUCUCUACCUCUUUUUGGCCCAGGUUUGGGUGGGGUAUUAUUUCCUUCCAAGAUCUUGGACGGGGACCUAGAGUCAAGUAGCUGGGAUCAGUUUUGUAAUGAGCCGACACUUUGGCCAACAGGCACAGCCAUUGAUGGCGGAUUGCCGAUGGAUGCUCAAAAUACAUGGAUACUUGGCUUACUAGCUAGUAUUACUGCCACUACAGAAACAGAAUGA
Messenger RNA from Clonostachys solani, 480 nucleotides. The record is from the annotation of a GenBank genome assembly. Lineage: Eukaryota; Fungi; Ascomycota; Sordariomycetes; Hypocreales; Bionectriaceae.